AUGAUGGAAUCUAUAGACCACUUUCAUACAGCGUUAUUUAUUGGGGUCAUGUGUGUCGUGCAGACGAUGGGUGAGAUUUGUCCCUACAGUGACCCGGGAUGUUCGUGUGGUCCUUACAUAACAUGCUACAAUCUGCAAGAAAUUCCUCCAAUAAAUACAACAGUUGAUAGCAGUCAAGUUACAAGUCUUAUUUUUGAGGAAGGAAAUAUAACAAGUAUUUCCGACAACAGUCUACCACCUGGACUCUCAUCACUAAAUCUUUACCAUCUGCCACUCGCUAAUAUUUCUGACGACGCCUUCGACGCAUCGGCGGCGACACUACAAGAUAUUUACAUUUCACGAGCAAAUUUAUACAGUUUUCCCACAGCACUAAAGAAAUUGACCAAUUUGACACACCUGUCUUUUAUUGAUUCAGUGAUACAAGACUGGGAUACUGCCACACUUAACCAGAGUGCUGCUACACUUGAGAAUCUUGCACUCAUCAACGUGAGUUUACCUGCAUGGCCAAGUUGGAUAUCUGACCUCUAUUUGUUACGUCAAGUCGACUUAAGCUGGAACCCGCUCAGAAAUAUCCCUAACGAUGCCUUUAGCUCCAUCAACGACUCACUUACAGAUCUUAACCUUAAAGGUACUGAUUUGACCCACAUACCAGGAGCAUUGUCGACCCUUUUAAGUCUGCGUAUCCUCGAUUUGCAGAACAAUAAUUUUACAGAUUUGUCUGAGUUUCAAUAUAUAACAGGGUCACCAUUUGCUCAUAAUCUUUCGGUCUUAUACUUAGACUUCGAUGGGCUGACCAGAGUAGCCAAUUUCUCAAGUUUGGCAGCGCUAAUAACACUCAGCUUAUCUAGUAAUAGAAUAUCAUUUGUACCCGCUGGCUCACUGCCCACAUCUCUAACAACAUUAUACCUUUCUAACAACAGUCUUGCAUCGGUACCUGAAGAUGUGGCCAGUAUGUCUAAGCUUUCCAGUUUAUACUUGUCUACAAAUAUAAUAGGGGAAAUUGAACAGAACGCCUUUCCAUCAAGUCUGACAAUUCUUAAUCUUGCUAACAAUAAUCUAACGAUCAUUACAAACACAACUUUCAGAAAUCUUAAUUUAGUAACUUCUCUUAGCUUGACCUCAAAUCCCAUCUCCACCAUCUCCAGUGCAGCAUUCUCAGAUCUGGUUUCAUUGCAGUACCUUUACCUAAUUGGUUCACAGCUGACCGAAAUUCCUCUCGCUUUGGCAUUACUAAACCCUCGUAUAAAUCUAUACUUUACAACGACUGAGCAAUUGUCUUGUCCAUGUCCACCAAACCGGCAACUGUCUGAGUUCUUUACUUCAGUUGGAUAUCCUGCGAUCUUCCCAGAUGUCUGUGAGGACGGACAGUCUGUUACCUCAUACCUAAGUGGUCAGUGCCAGUGA
This is a messenger RNA of Candidula unifasciata, 1404 nucleotides long. The record is from the annotation of a GenBank genome assembly. Lineage: Eukaryota; Metazoa; Mollusca; Gastropoda; Stylommatophora; Geomitridae.